UAAUAUGUUUGUGUAUAAGUGAUGGAUAUGAAGAGGAUUGCUUUUAUUUUAUUUUCUGUAUGUAUUGGAUAUAUUUGUUUUUGUCUUACUGAAAACAAAGACAAUUGUCGAAAAAUUUCCAACAAGUGCUGCUUUGUUAAUAAUAGUAAAGCAACCUGCAAAUGUCUACGUUAUAUUCCAUUUUUAAAUGAAUCUGUUUUGACUUUGGAACUAAGAUGGUGUUAUUUACCGCAUAUUACGAGACAAACUUUUCAAAAUAUUUCAUCUAACAAAAUCAUUCACUUAGCAUUUAAGAAAUAUAAUUCAAUUAGGACAAUAUCAACUGACGCAUUUUCAGAUUUUAAAUAUUUGAAGACCUUAGAAGUUUCCUGUGAAAAGCAAUUAGAUGUAUUACAUUUUAAAUCAUCAUUGAAAAGUUUGAACGUAUUACUAUUCAAAAAAUUGUUUUUAAAACGUAACGGCUGGACUUCAUUACCAGAUAAUUUGUUUGCUUAUUUAGCUGGAUUUAACUUGUCAGUUCUGUCAUUAGAAGAAAAUGGUUUUGAAAUAAUGAAUGCCUCCAUAUUUAAACCAAUGUCUGGAUUGAGGAAGUUUGUUUGCAAAAAAUGCUCUAUAACAUAUCUAAAUGCAAACGGGUUGAAGACAGUGGAAUCAAUUGACUUUACCAAUAAUAAUAUUAUCGAAGUACCAGAUUUUUGUGAUGCUACAGGAAAGCAUAGUCUGGCUCCAAUGUUAAAAUAUUUGACACUUUCAAAAAAUACAAUUAGACUUAUAUUACCAAAUUCAUUUAAAUGCUUACAAAGUCUCGAAACUUUAGUUCUCGAUGGUAAUAUAAUGAAAGAGCUGACGAAAAAUGGAUUUUCUACGUUGCCAAGUCUGAUAAGAUUAUCUAUUAACAAUAUUCCACGAUUGAAAAGAAUUCGAAUGAAGGCUUUUAAUAGUACCUCGCUUCGCAUUUUACAAUUUAGACAAAAUGGUUUUCGAUUUGAUAACGAUAAUACGUACCAUUUCCGGGACCUUUUUAUAAACACGUACAACUUGAGGAAACUGGAUUUAAGUAAAAAUUACUUGCCUCAUAAGAAACAGCAUGUUUUGGGGAUUAUUUCCCCAUUAAAAAAGUUGCGCAAAUUAUAUAUGGAAACUACUGGACUAGCAGAAAUCCCAGAAGGACUAUUUCAAAACAUGCCUUUUUUACAAGAAUUAACUCUAAUUGGCAACAAAAUAGCAAGAUGGCAUCCAUCAACAUUUGCAAAUAUGACGAAUUUACGAAAAUUGCAUUUGGAUGGAAAUCUAAUUCACAUUAUAAACAAGACGUCGUUUCCAAGAAUGUUGUUAAAUAAACUGGAAAUAUUUGAAAUUUCAAACAAUCCAUUUUGGUGUACAUGUGAUCAAAGAUGGUUUUUAGACAUGUUGCGGUCAACCAAUAUUACUAAAAAGAUUCGUAAUUGGCCUAAAUUUUACUCCUGUGCAUAUCCGGAGAAUCUAAAGAACUCUUUACUUGAUAGUUAUAGACCAACUGAUGCUGAAUGCGAGAUUAAUUAUUUUACAUCCAUUAUUAUAAUAGCUGUUUGCUCUGUUUUGAUAUUUGUUUUUUUCUCAGCGUUCAUAUUGUAUAGAUGUCACAUUAACAUAAAGAAUUUGCUUUAUUUUGCCCGUGUUCAUCACCGCAUUAAAAAAGGUUAUUUGAAACUAAUGUCGUGCAACGAUUUUGAUUUUGACGCUUUUGUCGUAUAUUGCGAUUCCGAUCGGCAGUGGGUACAUAAUGACUUGAUAAAAAGAUUGGAAGGUAAUGAAUUGAAAAUUUGUAUCCACCAUCGAGAUUUCCAGAUUGGAGAACCAAUCAUAAAUAAUAUUGAGAAAUUUAUGAACAAAAGUUGGAAAAUUAUCGUUGUUAUGUCCAAUGAUUUCGCCAAAAGUGAAUGGUGCCAAUGGGAAGUGAACUUAGCUCUAGAGAGAAGACGUCGUCAAGGCAUGAAUGCGUUAGUUUUAAUAAUGUACCGUCAGAUUGACUCUAAACAUAUGACAAGUGGACUAAGAACACUUCUAAACACAACUCCACAUUUAAUAUUUACAGAAGAUUUCGGUGAAGGUAUGUUUUGGAAUGCAGUCCUUAACGGUAUUAACAAGUCUUUGAUGUUACCACCAACGGCCAUUUUAUGAAACAGCUAAAAGUGUUAUUUGAAUAUUAAAUAUUUCAAAAAGAACAAGUUUGAGUUUGAUAUCAAUUUUAGUUAUCUUUUAAUCAAUUGUGUAGCUUUACUUAUAGGUUAGAUAAUACUUGGUCAUGUUUUAUGAAUAUUUAAAACCCAAGGGGUAGCCGAGGGGUUUAAAUGUUCAUAAAACAUGACCAAGUAUUGUCCGACCAAUUUAGAACAUAUUCUCACCUUCGAGUGACAUAACAAAAUUAGCACCUCCCAUUGUAAUAAUCAAACCUUAAUAUGAGCUCACUUAAAGUGUUAGCAUUGUUAGUAAGAGGGAUGUAAAUCUCGUUUAUGGUCAUUUCAACAUAUGGAAUGAAAUAGCAAUGAGAUAGUUUUGUGAUAAUACAAAAGGAUAAAUUAUUAAGAAAUGACGUAUUCAUCUGCUUCAGGUACAAUUUAAUACUUAUAAUUUAUAUAUAGAUUCCUUCACUUUAAAAAGCACACAAUGUUAUAUAAAUCAGCUUUUCUAAAGUUGUAUAAUUUUUAAUAAUCACAAACUUCAUCAAAUGAUUUUGAAAUUACAAUAGGUUCAACAUCAUAUGCUUACUUUUUUAUUGAUGAAUUUAUUGGGUUUUUUUCAAAAAUUCCUUUGAUUUUUUUAUCAACAGUAAUUGUUUCUUAAAAAAAAAAAUUUUAAGGUCUCGUAUAAAAGUUAGAUUUAAUAUUAUUUCAACUACACCUUUACCCCAUUUUCAAUUCUGUGGAAAUUGCCUCUGGGGAUUUUACACUUCGUUAGUGCAGUUUUUAAGAGUUCACUUCAUAAUUAAUCUAAAAUGAAAAGUCAUUCGUGUAAAGCAUUUUAUAGUGCAUGGAAAGCCAUGUACUAUGAACAUUAGAAGGGAAAAAUCUGAUUUUCCAUUGGACGAGAAGGGGUGAGUAUGUUCUUUGGAAACAUAAUAGUUCUUGUGACUUUCGCGUUAUUGAUAUCAUUACGUAUAGCAUUAUCAUCAUAAUUACCAAAUUUGUAAAUAUUCAUCAUAAAAGAAUGAGACAAAACAUAUCAUGAGGAUAUUCAAAACUCAAAAGUCGAAAAUCACUGACAACGCCGUGUCAAAAUUCAAUAAAAAACAACGAAAAGACAAACAAGAGCACAACACUCCAAAGAAAACUAAAGACUGAACAGCACAAAUCCCACUGAAACCUGGGGGUGAUCUCUUGUGCUACGUGAGGGUUAUCAGAUCCUGCUCCACGUGUGACAUCCGUUGUGGUACUCCUAUAUAAUAUUUACAUUUUUGAAAUACUAAGGCUUUUCUACCUCAGGAAUAGAUUACCUUAGCUGUAGUUGGCAAAAACUUUUAGGAUUUUUUGGUCCUCAGUGCUCUUCAACUUCGUACUCUAUUUGGCCUUUUUAACUUUUUUCGAUUCGAGCGUCACUGAUGAGUCUUUUGUAGACGAAACGCGCGUCUAGCGCAAAUACAAAAUUCCAAUCCUGGUAUCUAUGAUGAGUUUAUAUAUAAUAUAUUGAUAACUUGUAUUGAGUGAUUGAGUAACCAUGUAAACAUUUGAUAUGCUUCUUUACAGCUGUAUUGCCCACUCGGUAUCUUCUCCGUCUGUUUGCAUGAGUAUAUUUAAGUUAAAAAUAUAUAGAUCUAAUGUCAUUGUAAGAGAAGAUCUUAAUACAUUUGAAAAUCAGUUGGAAAACAAAUAUAUCAUAUUAUUUCUGCUUGCAGUUCAAGUUGAUUUAAUACUCUUUAUUUUAAAAAAAUAAAGCUUCUACAAUACUAAUACUUUUGUUAACCUUUUUUAUUGAGUUAUACAUAUAUAACUGUCUGGAAAUAAACGUUAAUGAUAUUGAAUAAA
Molecule: messenger RNA, 4001 nt
Organism: Mytilus californianus (California mussel)
Lineage: Eukaryota; Metazoa; Mollusca; Bivalvia; Mytilida; Mytilidae
Product: toll-like receptor 13
Exons: 1
Coding region: 22-2160 (712 amino acids)
Biological process (GO): toll-like receptor signaling pathway; immune response; inflammatory response
Cellular component (GO): membrane
Molecular function (GO): transmembrane signaling receptor activity; protein binding
Source: RefSeq, a predicted model, not a curated record